CUUUAUAAGUGUUUCUAAUUGGUGUUGUACAAAUUAUUGAAUCUAUAAGCCUAUUUUAGAUUGUGAAUAAAAGAUAUUACUUUAUGUGCAGGAUGGAGAAACGUACUGUAUAGAUGCGAGACGUUACGGGAAUAUUGCUCGGUUCAUUAAUCAUUCGUGCGCGCCGAAUUUGUUGCCAGUGCGAGUGUUCGUCGAACAUCAGGAUUUGCAUUUUCCAAGAAUAGCCUUCUUUGCUAAUCGCGACAUCGAGGCAGAUGAAGAGCUUGGCAAGCGUGCGUAAAGAAUAUUUCGAUUCUCUUUGAGAUCGACCGUGGCACCGAUCCCAUGGAUAUGCCGGAAGCAUCGUCCUCCAAUUCCGCGGCGUCUAGCAACAGAAACGAGUCGGCGGUGCACAGGACUCACAGGUCACAGGACUCACAGGACUACGUUUACACGGGGAAUCCCCGACGAGUACGAUAAUUCCUCAUUUCUAGGUUCUGAACUAGUGCAAUAAGUUAGAAUAAGACAAAUAUAUAAAGAACAGGCCUUCUGUUUUCUCCUCCUUUGCCAGCAUUAUGUGAGAAUCUUUAAUACUGUUUUGACAAUGUUGACACUUGACAGUUUAUCAUUGCUUUUCAAGGUUAAUAAUGAGUCACAUUGGUAGACCUACUCAUAAUUUUUGGGAGAAAGGUGGUUAUGAGCGGCGUAAAGAAGGCGGAAAAAUAAUGGCAUAUUGUUUGAUAUGCAAGAAAACUCUUACAAAUACUGCGAAAACCAGAUUACAAACACACAGAAAUGUUUGUAGAAACGAAACGAACUUGUCAAGUGCUCUUCAAAGUCCACAGUCUGCUGAAAAAUCCAUUUCAACUGACAAUAAUGAAAAUGUUAUGGAAACAAUUGAUUUGGAAAGUAUCCAAUCAGCGAGUAUUGCAGUUGAUGCAGUCACUUCAUCUGAUCAGAGAAUAUCCAAAUACGCCAAAGUUAUUGCUAUAGGAGUUAAAGAUGUCCCGAAGGUUCCAAUUCUUCCUGAUUUUAAUAUGCAAACUCUUUCACAUCAAGAAUUUAAUCAUGCAGUGUCAACUACUCUUUCACAUCCGAAAAAAAUGAAAACUAUGCAUCAGAAACGCAAAUUAAAUUCAUUUAUUGAUUCUAUUUCAAAUCAGCAGAAGACCAAAAUUGACGAUACUUUGGUUAAAUUUUUGUACGGAUGUAAUAUUCCUUUAAAAGUGGUUGAAUCAAAGCUUUUCUUGGAUUUUAUAAAUGCCAUACGACCUGCGUACACGCCACCACCUGCAGAAUCGAUGUCGAAUGAUAUUCUUCAUGAUCUUCAUGCAGAAUUUAGGAAACAUCAGUCAACUUUCUCCCAUUCCAAUGGAAUAUUAGUCAUCACAACGACAGAAAUUAAACAGACGUUUCACGUAAUUGGUUUCGUACAAAGUCAAGAAAAAAUAAUCUAUCUAAAGACAUGGGAUAUCCAAGAAGAUAACAAUUUAUCACUCAUGAUUAAAGAAGCAAUAACUCUCGCAAGCCUAAAAUUCAAAAUGAUAAUUUACGCUGUCAUCACUGAUGAAGAUAUUCGAUUGCUUAACACAGAUGAAUGCAGCAAGCUGUGGAUCCUACAAUGUAACUUAUCCUUAGCUGCGUCUAUUGAAAAGGAGCUUGUCGAUUUGGAAUUUGUUGAAAAAGUUCGUUAUUUGCUUGACCAGUUUUCAAGUAAGGAAUUACAAAAGGACUUAAUAAUACGAGGAGGAGUAGCUUUCGUGUUAGAAGGCAAUUCGUUUUGUUAUAACCGCGAUCUAUUUUCUGCUUGCUUGAAAAAUUUACGUGCUAUGACACAAAUGAUGGGCGAGAGACAAUAUAAACUUAAGAAAGAGGUUUUAAAUAUACUGAUUGAUGAAUCGUUUGAAGAAGAUUUGAACCAUUCCUUGGAUUUGCUUAAGCCUGUUUACUGCAUUGCAGAAAAGUGUGAAAAGUCGAAGUUCAAGAUUGCUGAUGCUACAGAGGAUUGGUUGAUGCUGGCGUCGACCGAAAAUGCAUAUUAUAAUUCAUUUCAAUCACGAAUCAACGCAAUAUUGACACCGGUCGCACUAGUAGCAAAUCUUCUGCACCCUAUUUAUCGAGGCCACCGAUUUAAAAAUGAUCGAAGUCGCAUGAAAAAAGUAAUGGAGUUUUUAAUUAAUGAAUUGGAUGAAGAGGGAAUGAACGACUUUGUAAAAUACAAAAAUUCAACAGAAAUCUUUGGUUCACGUCAACUUAUGGAUUACACCAAUGAACAAAUUUUUUGGCAAGCAGUUGCUCCUGUACAUCCAAAAUUAUCCUCUUUCGCGAUACAAAUUCUGCAACUUCCAGCUGCUGCACCAAAAUUAAAAUCCUAUCCCAUUAAUUUAAAUAAUUUAACUCCAAAAAGAUUCGAAAAGAUAACAGACUUAUUUUAUCAUCUAAACAUGUAAAUGAAAACAUUAAUUUCUUGUCAUGAGACUAUGGUUAGAU
Vollenhovia emeryi is the source of this 2469-nucleotide messenger RNA. RefSeq lists its product as uncharacterized. The transcript is spliced from 3 exons. Bases 627 to 2429 code for a protein of 600 amino acids. NCBI's taxonomy places the organism in Eukaryota, Metazoa, Arthropoda, Insecta, Hymenoptera, Formicidae. The record is from RefSeq and is a predicted model, not a curated record.